This is a messenger RNA of Suillus bovinus, 495 nucleotides long. RefSeq names its product P-loop containing nucleoside triphosphate hydrolase protein. Gene Ontology annotation, biological process: tRNA methylation; tRNA wobble uridine modification. Gene Ontology annotation, cellular component: cytoplasm. The record is from RefSeq and is a predicted model, not a curated record. NCBI's taxonomy places the organism in Eukaryota, Fungi, Basidiomycota, Agaricomycetes, Boletales, Suillaceae. Gene Ontology annotation, molecular function: GTP binding. The transcript has a single exon. The annotation marks the transcript as partial.
AACAUCGUCAUUUUCGGAGAGACUGGAGUCGGUAAAAGCUCUUUGAUCAACCUGAUUGCAGGCAAGGAUAUCGCUCCCAUAUCCCCAGACGCACUUCCUUGCACCACUGAAGAGCGUGCCUACGAUGUCGAUAUACGUGGCCAGAGGUACACUCUGCACGAUACAGUGGGCCUCGGGGGAGGAAGUUAUGGGUCAACGCCAACGGAUGUGACUCCCAUCAAAAAGUUGAAAUAUUUCUUGACGAAGAUGUCUCAAGAAGAUGGUCUGCAUCUUCUAGUUUACUGUGUGCGUGGGUCGAGGGCCACCAGAGCAGUACGUCACAGUUACGAAACAUUCGCUGCGGCGAUUGCAGGGAUGAAAGUCCCAGUCGUUCUUGCUGUGACAUGCAUCGAUGACUUAUCGGAAGCAGGUGAUUGGUGGAGGAGGAAUGGGAAAACUGUGGAGAGCAUUGGUAUUCGGUUUGAUUCUCAUGCGUGUGUAUGCACGCUUUCCGGA